Coregonus clupeaformis (lake whitefish) is the source of this 2486-nucleotide messenger RNA. It is a transcript of the gene fuca2, whose product is annotated as alpha-L-fucosidase 2. Gene Ontology annotation, biological process: glycoside catabolic process; fucose metabolic process. Gene Ontology annotation, molecular function: alpha-L-fucosidase activity. The transcript has 7 exons. The record is from RefSeq and is a predicted model, not a curated record. NCBI's taxonomy places the organism in Eukaryota, Metazoa, Chordata, Actinopteri, Salmoniformes, Salmonidae. Bases 102 to 1472 code for a protein of 456 amino acids. Gene Ontology annotation, cellular component: lysosome.
UGAUUAAUGUGCGGGAAGCAUCAUGUGAUAUCAGCAAGCUAUUUUAGUACAAAACUCAACUAAUUGAACGCUGCAUUCGUCUACAUGACUUCGUAGGAGCCAUGGCUUCCUUAAAGUUAGCCCUAAUUUCUGUCGCACUGCUCCUGAUGAUUACCGUAUGCAGUUGUAAAUACGAGCCUACCUGGGAAUCCAUCGACUCCCGACCUUUGCCAGAGUGGUAUGACCAGGCCAAGUUCGGAAUAUUCAUUCACUGGGGAGUGUUUUCUGUUCCAAGCUUUGGCAGCGAGUGGUUCUGGUGGUAUUGGCAGAAGCAGAAGCAAAAGCCCUAUGUUGACUUCAUGCAGAAGAACUAUCCUCCAGACUUCAAGUAUCAAGACUUUGCCCCACAGUUUACAGCUGAGUUCUUUGAUGCCAAAGAAUGGACUGACAUAUUUGCCUCAUCCGGGGCAAAAUAUAUUGUCCUCACCACGAAACACCAUGAAGGCUUCACUCUAUGGGGUUCUAAGAACUCCUGGAACUGGAACGCAGUGGAUGUAGGUCCUAAACGUGACCUAGUCGGAGAAGUGGCUGGAGCACUCCGAGCCCACAGCGACCUGCAUCUGGGACUGUACCACUCUCUGUUUGAGUGGUUUAACCCGCUUUUUGAGCAGGACGCUGCCAACCUGUUCACUACCAACCUCUUCCCCACCACUAAGACGCUGCCCGAGCUCUAUGAGAUCAUCAACAAGUACAAGCCGGAGCUGCUGUGGUCCGAUGGAGACGGGGAUGCUCCUGAUAAAUACUGGAACAGCACCGGAUUCCUGGCUUGGCUGUACAACGAGAGCCCAGUGCGAGAGACCGUGGUGACCAAUGAUCGUUGGGGCUAUGGCAGUAUCUGUACCCAUGGAGGCUACUAUACCUGCGCUGAUCGCUACCAGCCUGGACACCUGCUCAAACACAAAUGGGAGAACUGCUUUUCAAUAGACAAAGCUUCCUGGGGUUACAGGAGAAACGCCCAGCUUAAAGACUACUCCACUAUCGAGCAGCUUGUUGCGACGUUGGUGGAGACCGUGUCCUGUGGAGGGAACCUGCUGCUGAACAUUGGACCUACGCACGACGGACGCAUCGCCCCCAUCUUUGAGGAGCGUCUGAGGCAGAUGGGUCAAUGGCUGGUGGUCAAUGGAGAGGCCAUCUACAACACCACCGCAUGGAGGGCCCAGAACGACAGCAUCAUACCUGGCAUUUGGUACACUGCUAAACCACAGGACAAGGCCAUCUAUGCAGUUCUCCUGGACUGGCCUCAGAGUGGAUCUGUCGUUCUGAAUGAACCUGUUGUUUCUACAGGAAAGACUCAGGUGGUGCUGCUUGGUCACAAGCCACUGGACUGGGAGCCGGUGAAGCCUCGUGGUCUGAGGGUGUUUCUGCCUCAACUGUCUUAUAGUCAGAUGCCAUGUCACUGGGCCUGGACCCUACGCCUGACAGGUGCCGCAUAGGAAAGAAGGCAGGGUCGUGUUCAUUACUUUACAGUUUUAAAAGGUUUUGCAACAGAAAACAAAAACAAGAGGUUCUUAUUGAACAAGUUCAGAUAUUUGGCGAUCUCCCUGUUUGAGUCCUUUUUCUUCUGUUCCGUGCCUAUUGAAUAUGACCCAGUUUUAAGCAGAGGGGUGCAGUGCUAGGCCACUGCAGACCUGGCGGGAGGGUCUCAAUGUUAGGCUAGCUGGUUUUUCUUGCUUCUCAACUAUGGGCGCAUUUGUUUUGCAUUUCCUGGUUCCAAUGGUCCUAAAGUGAAACCUCCACCCACCUGGGGCACUGGGCAAUUCAAAUGAGCACACCCAGUUUUAUAGAAUUGUGAGGAAGUGAAAGAGCUUGUAGAGCAUGUGCCACUCCUUUACAGAGGGGCCAUUAUUGUGAACUUUGCUUAGACCAUGGUUUAAACCAUUGGUCUAAAAUGGUUAGCUGCUAGCUUUUCUCAUAGGCCAACCUAGCCUAUGAGAAAAGCUAGCAGUUGGCCAUUUUAGACCAAUUGUUUAAACCAUGGUCUAAGCAAAAGUUCACAAUAAUGGCCCCAGAGUUUUUUAAAGUGUGUGGGGAGGACCUUUCUUUGUGUAGAACUGAUGGUAAUUCUGAAACUCAAGAGGCCAGUAUAGAACCUGAAUGUAAACAAAAUUGUCAUCUGUUUUUAUUUUAAGUUAAGAUGGGUAAUGAAAUGGAUUUUAAAUUAAUUGAAUAAUUCUUGACAGGUGUUUUGUUUGCUUCAUAUAAUUACUUUUGCACUUUUUUUAAAUAAGGGGUUGAUACUGUACUGUAAUUGAAAAUGUGAAUUUCAAAGGAUUUUAUCAGAUUACUUUUUGAUUUUCUGUUAUUGCAUUGUGACUGACCUUCACAGCAACUUUUUAAACGAAUCACAAUCCAUAUGUAAUUUUUAAUAGGAAUUGAAUGCAUUUGAUACGUUUUAAUUUUGUUGUAUGGCUUUACAAAUUACAGAAAUAAAGUACAUUUUAAUUUAA